Molecule: messenger RNA, 7189 nt
Organism: Anguilla anguilla (European eel)
Lineage: Eukaryota; Metazoa; Chordata; Actinopteri; Anguilliformes; Anguillidae
Product: A disintegrin and metalloproteinase with thrombospondin motifs 2-like
Exons: 24
Coding region: 300-4643 (1447 amino acids)
Biological process (GO): proteolysis; extracellular matrix organization
Cellular component (GO): extracellular matrix
Molecular function (GO): metalloendopeptidase activity
Source: RefSeq, a predicted model, not a curated record
AGAUAAUGUGUGGGCGCGUGUGCGCGUGGACUCGGGAGUAAUCGGAAGGCGCAAGCAAAGGAGGAGAGAGAGCGCGAGAGGCAGAGAGAGAGAGUGCAAGCAAGGAGGGGAGAGAGAGAGAGCGCAAGCAAGGAGGGGAGAGCGAGAGAGAGAGAGAGAGAGGAGCGCGUCCUCUCUCGGUGCACUUUGCAGUUAGUUGCGGGCUUCUGUUGCUGGUGUGGCGGAUUGCUGGUCGCAGGGAACUUUACCACACUGGAUCCCAAAGUCCGUCUCUCUCACGUGCGCAGUUCGGAGCUGCCAUGGAUCUUGCGCCUGGAUUGGCAUUCUUAAUUAUUUUGCCGUUAUUUCUGCACACGAACGGUCUCUAUAUCGCCAGUAGCGUAGGCUCUCUGCAGCAGGUGCUGGGGGAGUAUGGACUGGUCAGGCCGGUGAGCACGGACGCUGAGGGCAGGUUCCUGUCGCACGUCGUGUCGGCCGGCCGUUCGGGCGGGCAGCCCCGUAGGCGCUGGCGGAGAGAGACGGGAGCGGCGGAGCACCGGGGGACGGAGCAGGAGGAGGAGGACAACGAGGAGGAUGAGGAGGAAGGGCGCGGCGGCGGCGGCGGCGGCCGGCUCUUCUACAACGUCACGGUCUUCGGCCGGGAGUUCCACCUGCGCCUGCGGCAGAACGCGCGGCUGGUGGCGCCCGGGGCCAAGGUGGAGUGGCAGGACGACGACGAUGGCGGUGUCGGUGGCGGCGGCGGCGGCGGGGGCGAGGGGACGCGGAGCGAGCCGCUGCGGGCCGACUGCCUCUACGUGGGCGACGUCAGCGGAGUGAGCGGCGCGUCCGUCGCCAUCAGCAACUGCGACGGCCUGGCUGGGAUGAUCCGCACGGAGCAGGAGGAGUUCUUCAUCGAGCCCCUGGAGCGCGGAGGUCACGUGACGGGGGAGGAGGAGGGCGGAGCCGGGCGGCAGCACAUCGUUUACCGCUCCUCGGCCGUCAAGAAGCCGCCCGCCAACCUGUCGGAGGACUUCCACUCCAGAGGAGGAGCGGAGCUGGGGGGGCUGCUGGACCUGGAGACUCUGUACCGGGGGGUGGAGCAGAACCUGAACCAGAGCAGACGGGCCCGGCGCCAGGCGGUGGACCGGGCCUACAACAUCGAGGUGCUGCUGGGCGUGGACGACUCUGUGGUGCAAUUCCACGGCAAGGAGCACGUGCAGAAGUACCUCCUCACCCUCAUGAACAUCGUGAACGAGAUCUACCACGACCAGUCCCUGGGGGCUCGGAUCAACGUUGUUCUGGUGCGGAUCAUCAUGCUGGGCUACGGAAAGUCCAUGAGCCUGAUAGAGCUGGGGAACCCGUCUCAGAGUCUGGAGAACGUGUGUCGCUGGGCCUUCCUGCAGCAGAAGCAGGACUCGGGCGACGCGGAGUACCACGACCACGCCAUCUUCCUCACCCGCCAGGAGUUUGGGCCCACCGGCAUGCAGGGUUACGCCCCAGUGACGGGCAUGUGCCACCCGGUGCGGAGCUGCACUCUGAACCAUGAGGACGGGUUCUCCUCUGCAUUCGUAGUGGCACACGAGACCGGACAUGUGCUGGGUAUGGAGCACGACGGCCAGGGGAAUCGCUGUGGAGACGAGGUGCACAUGGGGAGCAUCAUGGCCCCAUUGGUGCAAGCUGCCUUCCAUCGCUUCCACUGGUCCCGCUGCAGCCAGCAGGAGCUGGGCCGCUACCUGCAUUCCUACGACUGUCUCCGUGACGACCCCUUCGACCACAACUGGCCGUCGCUGCCGCGGUUACCGGGGAUCCACUACUCGAUGAACGAGCAGUGCCGCUUCGACUUCGGCGCCGGCUACAUGAUGUGCACUGCGCUGCAAAAGGUGGGCCAGUCAGGAACACAGUAUCGCACUUUCGACCCCUGCAAGCAGCUGUGGUGCAGUCACCCCGACAACCCCUUCUUCUGCAAGACCAAGAAGGGCCCGCCCAUCGACGGCACCAUGUGUGCCCCCGGAAAACACUGCUUCAAGGGCCACUGCAUCUGGCUCACCCCGGACAUCCUGAAACAGGACGGGAACUGGGGCAUGUGGAGCAAGUUCGGGGAGUGCUCUCGGACCUGCGGGGGAGGGGUCCGCUUCCGAGUCCGGCAGUGCGAUAACCCAAUCCCGGCCAACGGCGGCCACACCUGCUACGGCCCGAACUACGAGUUUCAGCUGUGCAACUCGGAGGAGUGCGCCAACCUGUUCAGCGACUACCGCGAGGACCAGUGCCGCAUGUUCGACCCGUCCUUCGAGUACCAGAACGCCAAGCACCACUGGCUGCCCUUCGAGCACUCGGACCCCAAAGAGCGUUGUCACCUUCACUGCCAGUCCAAGGAGACGGCGGCCAGGGUGGACAUGCAGCGGAUGGUGUACGACGGCACCCGCUGCUCCUACAAAGACCCCUACAGCAUCUGCAUGCGCGGGGACUGUGUGAAAGUGGGUUGCGACGGGGUCGUUGGGUCCAGCCAACAGGAGGACAAGUGUGGGAUCUGUGGGGGGGACAACUCCAGCUGCAAAAUUGUCAAGGGCAACUUUCACCGCAGUGCCAAGAAACAAGGUUUCCUCAAAAUCCUUGAAAUCCCUCGAGGUGCCAGACAUCUGCUCAUCCAGGAGUUCAAGGGAACUCCGCACGUCCUCGCGGUGAAGAACCAGGCCACGGGUCACAUCUUCCUGAAUGGAGAGGGCGAGGCCCCUGAAUCGCGCAGUGUCAUCGAGAAGGGGGUGGAGUGGGAGUACGAGAACGACGACGACAAGGAGGCGGUCCAGACCACCGGCCCGCUGAAGUAUGGAGUCGUCAUCAUGAUACGGUCUCACGGCGACUCCAAGGUCACCCUGUCCUACAAGUACAUCAUCCACAAGGAGCUGCAGUCCUUCAUCGAAAACAACGUCCUGCAGGAGGACUCCUCCUUCUACGAGUGGUCCCUGAAGAAGUGGUCCCACUGCUCCAAGCCCUGUGGCGGAGGUAAGCAGUACACACGGUAUGGAUGCCGGAGAAAGUCUGACAGUAAGAUGGUCCACCGGGUCAACUGUGAGAACAUAAAGAAGCCUCAAGCCAUCAGCAGAGACUGCAACCAGAAAGAGUGCUCACUGCCCAUCUGGGUGACGGGGGACUGGGAGACCUGCAGUAAGUCCUGUGGGAAGACGGGGUACCAGAUGCGCUCGGUGCGCUGCAUCCAGCCGCUACACGACGGCACCAACCGCUCCAUCCACAGCAAGUACUGCAACGACGACCGGCCCGAAGCCCGGAGACCCUGCAACCGACAGCUGUGCCCCGCCCAGUGGAGGGUGGGGCCCUGGUCACAGUGCUCGGUAACGUGUGCCAAUGGGACACAGGAGAGGCAGGUUCUGUGUCACGCGCGGGACAACACCAUCGGCCUGUGCCUGGACGCGAAGCCGGAGACCGUCAGAGCCUGCAGACUUUCGGCAUGUCCAAAGGGUUCUUCGGACCACAAGAACGGGAACUUCCUGAUUCAGUGGCUGUCCCGGCCCGACCCAGAGUUCCCCCUCCACAAGAUCUCUUCAAGGCAGCGUUGCCAUGGGGACAGGUCGGUGUUCUGUCGGAUGGAGGUGCUGAGCCGGUACUGCGGCAUCCCAGGUUACAGGCAGAUGUGCUGCAAGUCCUGCAGCGAGGGCAACCACACGGCACGCACCAACGGCACCACGUCGCUCCGCAGGAAGUACACAUCGCCUCCUAGCGACGCAGACGGGAACUACACCGCCGUCCCCGCUCACACUGCUAUGAGCUACACCCCGGCUCCCAAAAAUACGAGCAGGGAGUACACCGAAGCCCCGUGGCUCACGACCAGCGCGCACUCUUUAUUUUCCACGCCUACCGUCGCGAGCAAAUACACCGGUACGUUCAUCCCUGACACCUCCUCCUUCAGUUACACUACAGAUCCCAGCACCACCUUCAGCGGGGCUGGCGCUACGGUUCCCAGCGUGCCCGUCAGCGAAGAGGACACCUCGGUUUCCAGCACCGCUGUUGCUGGAGAAGACUCCACGGAUCCUGGCAGCAGCGUCGGCUUCGAUGGCACUACGGUUCCCAGCAGCACUGUCACCAGCGAUGAUGUCACAAUGCCCAGCGCUAUUCUUACUGGCCGUGACAUCGCCGUUGCCAGUCCCACCGCGUCCGCUUGGUUCGACACGACGCACGCGCCCCAGCCCACCGUUGGUCCAACCACGGAAGCUUCCGGAGAGGACGCGACACCGACGACCGCCACCGUGACAACCGCCGUCGUCACGACGGCGACCUCGCGGGCCCCGGCCAGCACCGUCAGCGCCCGGCUGCCGAACAAAACGGAGGAGGUGAGGGAGAACAACUCCAUCGACGUGCCGUACAGGAUCGUCGGCGUGGACAACGUCGAGGUGUCCCAGAACAACUUCAUCCCGCGGGGGGGGGCGGCGCCUGUACCGCGAGCGAACUCGGAACAAGCGCAUCCAGGAGCUCCUGGCCGAAAAACGCAGCUCCCUGCGACGGACGCGGAGCGGACCGAGCGCGUGAGAGAGCGACGGCGUGGGAAUUUCUCUUAUAGAGACGCGUCUUCGUCAAUCACAGACUGGAACUGUUUUAAUCCCCGGAUCUGCAAUGGUGCUCCGUCUGGUGCUGGAAAAAAUUGUUUUUUUUAAAAUUAAUAAUAUUGAGGAAAAGUAAAAACCCGGUACCGAUUCUCCCGACGACUUUUAACUGGAGAAAUAGCUAACAAGAUGUUGUGGAAAUGAAUAACCACUGGCAAAUGUUUGCACAGUUGCUUUUAAAAUCAAAGACCUUCCCUUUAGGAUGUUUCUCUAAAGAUGUUUGAUGGAAGCAAUAUUCUGAGUAUGGGCAUGUUUGCGAUGUCUCUUGACAGCAGGUUAGGCACGAUAGGCAUCCUAGAAGUGACACUUUAUCUCUCCAAACCCUUCUGAGGCCUCAGAGUGCGAGACAGAAGCCCAUAGGAAAGAUGUGAGUUCACCACAAACCCUUCUCCACUCCGCUCAAAUGCCCCUGCACAAAUAGCCUAUAUACGCACAUUCUUCUUCGUCCAGCCAGCAUCCAUUUUAAUUCUACUUUGUCAUGAUCUUUUGAUAACCUUCUUCUCGAAGAUUCGUGUUGGCAAAGUAAUUCUACUCCUAAGUGCACAUACACAUGCUUUGACUUUGCCAGCAUAGCCUCGGACUGCAGCACAUUUCCUAUAGAUAGAAGCUAGGAUGUGCCUGGAAAUUAUUUUAUCUGUUUACGGAUACAGUUCGCUUGUAGAAGCGACUCUUAAAGCAGCGCAUGUGUAUUAUUUUAUAAGAACCCAUCAGUUCUUCAGUUAAAGUUUGAUUCUUCUCAAGCCUUGCUUUCUCUCUCUGUUUUUUUUUUUUUUUUUGGACAUUUCCGUUUUAUUUUUAAGCUAAAAUCAUUCACCAGCAAAAGAAAACGCCACAAAACAUGUUUUAUGACAAUUUAGACAUUUAGCCGACACUUAUCCAGAGUGACUACCUUUUUGUACACACAGCUUACACUCUUUUUACACACUAACGCAUUUAAUCAGCUGGUUAUUCAGGUGAAGUAGCUUGCUCAGGUGUACAAUGACCUCAACUGGGCGUUACAAUUACAACCUUGGAGGUGUUAACCCUAACCAUUACGCUACACUGCCACGCUGCUCAAAACGUAUAAUUAUAAACUAUUAUAAACAAAAAUGAUACAAAAAAAGCUUAUGUAUUUAAAUCACCAUGCUACAACUGCACAUCGUUUGUUAUUUAGAAUAUGCACCUACUCAGCAGGGUAGAUUAGACAGAGCAGGGAUUAUUUACUACAGUAAAACAGGGUACCUUUUUUCUCUCUAGCCUUCUUUUAGUUUAUAACGACUACCUGCAUUUCAGUUAUCUGUGAUUUUAAUGCAAUAAUUGUGCUAAAUUAGAGCAGGCUUCUCGCACACACACGUGCAGAAAUUAUCUCUCUCUCUCUCUCUCUCUCUCUCUCUCACUCUCUCACACACACACACACACACACACAUCAUCCUUCUCUCCCCCCACUUUUAAGACCACAAUGGAAAUAAGCUUUUUAGCGUUCUUGUGUUAUCUUCAUAGUUUUUCAAGAUUGGCACUUGAUCCUCUUGUAUUUUUUCUUCUUAUGAUCAUCAAAUAAAUUCAGUCAGUCAAUCAAUCAAUCAAUGUCCACCAGGAAGCCACCAAGUUGGGUGCACAGACAGGGUUUGGAGAAAUAAAGUUAAUUCUGGACCUACCAGGUACGAUUACAGCCAUUCCAGCGGCUUCAGCACUAGAAGUCUGUGACUGUAGUCCUACCCUAAUAACUCUAACCGCUGAAGCAGUCAUGUCCAGCUCCGGCUGUUUGUUGCACAAUGACUCACUGCUUUUUAAAUGCAAAGAAAAUGAACAGGUCUCUGUGUAACUUUGGGUAGUGGAAUGGACAGAUCAUAUUUUUUAAAAAUGCCUUGGCACACCAUAGUAUUGUGCGUAAAGGAAUCCAAGAAGUGCUUUGAGUGUAAAGAUUCAGAGUCGGAGUGAAAAGAUUCAGAGUCGGAGUGUAAAGAUUCAGAGUCAGAGUGAAAAGAUUCAGAGUCGGAGUGUAAAGAUUCAGAGUCAGAGUGUAAAGAUUCAGAGUCAGAGUGAAAAGAUUCAGAGUCAGAGUGAAAAGAUUCAGAGUCAGAGUGAAAAGAUUCAGAGUCAGAGUGUAAAGAUUCAGAGUCAGAGUGAAAAGAUUCAGAGUCAGAGUGUAAAGAUUCAGAGUCAGAGUGUAAAGAUUCAGAGUCAAAGUCGAUCAGGUAACUCUCAGCUUAAUUGCUUGGCGCUUCGCAGUGUUAUACAGGUUUACUGUGAGAAUAUAACGGAUUCAUAACGGAUUCAUAACGGAUUCAUAACGGCUCUUCUCCCAUCCCGUCUCUCCUCGUACGUACUGACAUGAUAAUACUCUCCAAAGUAUUCCUGAGACCUUUUCAUUCACUUUUGUGUAUUACAUUUUUAAAAACGUAAAAGAAAAAAGAAUGAAAAAUAAAAACUCUUAUUUACCUACUGCAUCACAACGGAAGCUCGCAGGGCCAGUUAUUUCUGAUGUCUGAACGCUCUUCUUCGCAAACGGCUUCGAAAACGAAAGCGCGGAGGGUCUCGCUGUACGAUAUCUGUACAUAUGAAUCAGAACUUUAUUUUGAAUAUUUAUUAAAGUUCAAGUGCCUGUGGUAUUUUGCACA